AUGUUCAGACUCCUUUGCAUUGGUUUGCCCCUGUUGGCGAGAGUGGCGGUGGCUGUCCCGGCUACACUCAGUGAACGAUGUGAUGCUCCGAACCCACCGGCGUCGUCACUCACUGAGUCGGUGGCAGCCAUCUCGAGCGGUCCUCUCCCGUUCGACACAGAGAUGGGCGAUGUCGAAACCGUCCACCGAGAGCCUUUCGAUGCGGUGCCAGUCGGCCCUGAGCCAGCCAGCUCAGGGGUCAGCAUCGAGCACGGACACGGCUCCGAGGUGGUGGGAUUCGGUCCCACAUCGCGAAAGAAAAACGUCGUCUACUAUGCUGACUGGAGCAUCUACGACGCAGCUUUCCUGCCUCAGCAGCUCCCAGCAGAGGACAUCACGCACUUGCUUUACGCAUUUGCGGGGAUCGAAGACGAUGGAUCUGUCGUCUCGAUGGAUCCUUGGGCAGAUGAAGAGAAGAUGCUCUCCGUUCCGGGCGGUCCUGGAAGAAACGAUACCCAGGGCCUCAACGACGUCCACGGGGCGGUGGAGCAGGUCUUCUUGCUCAAGAAGAGGCAUCGUCAUAUGAAGACGUUGCUGUCCAUUGGCGGCUGGAACAUGUCGCAAUCGGGCAAAUUCGCUCCUGUCCUCAACACGAACGAGGGCAGGAUACGCUUCGCCAAGACGGCGGUCAACCUGCUCGCCAACUGGGGACUCGACGGCAUCGACAUUGACUACGAGUACCCCAUCAACGAGCGCGAAGCCGUGGGAUUCGUCGACCUGCUGCGGGAGUGUCGAAAGGCCUUGGACGAGUACGCGAGCCUCCACAACCAGCGGUACCACUACCUCCUUACCGCUGCAGUGUCUGCCGCGCAGCAGCACUACAAGUGGCUCGACAUGCCCGCCAUCGACCGGUAUCUCGAUGCGUGGCACCUCAUGGCCUACGACUACGCCGGCAGCUGGGACGACCUGUCCGGGGACCAGUCCAACGUCUUCCACGACGCCACGAACCCACACAGGACCAGGGCCAACUCGGACCAGGCAGUCAACGACUACGUCGCCGCGGGCGUCAACCCCGAAAAGAUCAUCCUCGGCAUCCCCCUCUACGGCCGCUCGUUCAUGAACACGGACGGGCCUGGCAAGCCGUACGAAGGCGUCGGGAAGGGGUCGAUCGAGAAGGGCGUCUGGCUCUACCGCGACCUGCCGCGGCCCGGCUCCGUCGUCAACCUCAACCGGGACAUCAUUGCCGCCUACAGCUACGACAACGCCACCAGGGAGCUCGUCACGUACGACAACAUGGAGACGACGACGCUCAAGGCGGAGUACCUCGGCAAGAAGGGUCUCGGCGGCGCAGUCUUUUGGGAGGCGUCGGGCGAUCGCAGCGGCGACGAGAGCCUUAUCAAGGCGGUGGCUCGGAAGAUGGCCCUCCUCGACAUUUCCAUGAACAUGCUGAGCUAUCCUCAGAGCCAGUUCAGCAACAUUCGGAAUGCGACGAGGUGGUGA
Trichoderma reesei QM6a is the source of this 1479-nucleotide messenger RNA. It is a transcript of the gene chi18-6, whose product is annotated as glycoside hydrolase family 18. The coding region runs from base 1 to 1479 and encodes 492 amino acids. Gene Ontology annotation, biological process: carbohydrate metabolic process; chitin catabolic process. NCBI's taxonomy places the organism in Eukaryota, Fungi, Ascomycota, Sordariomycetes, Hypocreales, Hypocreaceae. Gene Ontology annotation, molecular function: chitinase activity; chitin binding. The transcript has 3 exons. Gene Ontology annotation, cellular component: extracellular region. The record is from RefSeq and is a predicted model, not a curated record.